CCUCCUCAAACACUGAAUUCUCCUUUCCGUUCACAUUAUCAUUAUUCUUUCCUCCAUUAUUUAGAUUUUAGACCAUAUUAGUUCUUAAUAAUCUUGAAGCGAUUCAUGGCACCAUAGUACGAAGCUUCUCUUUUCUUUCUCUGCAUUAAAAACCCACUCCCCUCUUCUUCUUUUUCUCCUCCUCCUCCUCCUCCUUCCUUAGCUUUCUCAGAAAGGAAAUGGCCGAACAGGCGGCGACGGCGAAUGUAACGACUCUCGAAAGGACCCCGACAUGGGCAGUCGCAACCGUCUGUUUUCUCUUGAUUCUCAUAUCCAUUUGCACCGAAUAUUUGCUCCACUUCCUCGUCCGACGGUUUUUCGGCAAGAAUAGAAGGAAAUCCCUCAGGCCGGCUCUCCACAACAUCAAAUCUGAACUGAUGAUUUUGGGAUUCGUGUCGCUGUUACUGUCGGUGAGCGAGAGCCCAGUUACUAAGAUUUGCAUAUCGAAAAGUCUGAAUGAAAGGCUUCUGCCGUGCAAGACGAUGAACAAUUCAGAGAGUAUCGUGGAGGAAUCCAAGUGUGGUGCUGAGGGGAAAGUUUCGUUGGUGUCUAGCGAUGGUGUGGGACAGGUGAAAUACUUGAUCAUUUGUCUAGCUUUCCUACACAUCUUCUCCAGUCUCCUCACAUUCAGUCUUGGAAUGGCUAAGAUGAGGAGAUGGCAGUCUUGGGAAGCAAAAACCAAAACGUUAGAGUAUCAGUUUACAACCGAUCCCAGAAGAUUUCAGUUCGCUCGUCAAACAUCGUUUGGGAAGAGGCAUUUGAAAUUCUGGAGCGACCACCACUUUCUCCGGUGGCCGGCUUGUUUUCUUAGACAAUUUUACGAAUCCGUCUCCGCAGCCGAUUACUUCACUCUCAGACAUGGUUUCAUCGUGGCCCAUAUUGCAGAGGGAAGCAGCUUUGACUUCCAAAAGUACGUCAGAAGAGCUCUAGAUCAAGAUUUCAGUGUGGUUGUGGGAAUCAGUUGGUGGGUUUGGAUAUUCUCUGUUCUCUUCAUAUUCUUCAAUGCACAUGUAUUUCACAGCUACCUAUGGCUUCCCUUUAUCCCAUUAAUAAUGCUUUUGUCGGUCGGGACAAAGCUACAAGGGAUUAUGACAGAGAUGUUCAUAGACAGCCACGAGAAGUCCAAUGUGGUCCGAGGAACUUUGCUUGUUAGGCCCAGUGACCAUUACUUCUGGUUGGGCCGACCCAAGUUGCUUCUCUAUUUCAUACACUUCAUUUUCUUCCAGAAUUCUUUCCAGUUGGCAUUCUUUUCGUGGACGUGGAUGAAAUUUGGGCUGAGAUCGUGUUUCCAAAGAGAUAUUGCAGAUUUGGUAAUAGGAGUUGUGGUGGGUGUGAUUGUGCAGCUCCUCUGUGGCUAUGUCACUUUGCCUCUCUAUGCUUUGGUCGCUCAGAUGGGGAGUUCGAUGAGGAAGGCGGUGUUCACGGAGGCGGUGAUGGAAGGUCUGAGAAAAUGGAGAGGCAGAGCGAAGAAACGGAUAUCUCGAAGAAGUCGAAACUGCCGCCACGGCGGCGACUACAACUCGCCGCGGCGGACUUUGGUGGAUGCGGGCGUUGACUCGCCGCCUUCUUUCAGACUGGAGACAGCGCCGCCGCCGUCUGUGGAUUCUGGUGGCGCCCAAAAUGAUAAUGCUUGGUCUUCGUCUUCGGCUGCUGUUUCUAUAAAAGGCAAAGGCAAACGACCACUUGAAUUUGAAAUUGAAGAAGAACCCAAUGACCAUAAUAAUCACAAGGUCAGCUCAUUCGAUGGCUUUGAUUGGGCUGCCAAAAUUCACCCUAAUUUUUCAAUUCAUGCAAUGUGACCAUGAUAUAAAAUAAAAUAUUAUAUUCUAUGGAAUGAAUAUAAUAUAAAAUAUUACUUAUUUUCUUACCAAUGUACAUUGUACGCUUCACGACGAAUAAAAUUUGGUCACUUGUAUUCUCUA
Molecule: messenger RNA, 1961 nt
Organism: Momordica charantia (bitter melon)
Lineage: Eukaryota; Viridiplantae; Streptophyta; Magnoliopsida; Cucurbitales; Cucurbitaceae
Product: MLO-like protein 12
Biological process (GO): defense response
Cellular component (GO): membrane
Source: RefSeq, a predicted model, not a curated record